AUGGCUGAUAGGUUUGUUUACGUGUUGACUCUGUGUUUAAUUCUCUGUUCUGCUCAAUCAAAAGCAGAUGACGACCAUGGUGAGAACGUUGUCACUCUGAAGAAAGAUACAUUCAACGAUGCCGUCUCAUCUUCCAAACUUUUUGUUAUGUUUUAUGCACCAUGGUGUGGUCACUGUAAGAGGCUAGGUCCAACUUGGAAUGAACUGGCCACAGUCUACAAUAAAUUAGAAAAUAGUCCAGUCACAAUUGCCAUGGUUGAUUGUACAGAUGAAACACCAUUAUGUGCAGAACAUGAAAUAACAGGAUAUCCAACAUUAAAAUAUUUCCAUAAUCCUACUGACUUUGUAAGAUAUAAAAGUGGCAGGGAUAUCCAAUCUUUAAAAUCAUUUGUUGAAGAACAACAGCAGGCAGAUCAGGAAAAACCUGAAGUCCCUGAGCCCCAAAAAGGACUGCUUGUUCUCGAUGAAAAGUUUGAUGAAACUAUAAAGUUGGGAAAUUAUUUUGUCAAGUUUUAUGCUCCAUGGUGUGGCCAUUGUAAACGUCUAGCUCCAGUGUGGGACGACUUGGCCAGAUCAUUUGAAUUCGUAGAAGAUGUGACUAUAGCUAAGAUUGAUUGUACACAGCAUGGUAGUGUCUGCUCUAGUAAUGCUAUUAGAGGAUACCCAACUUUAAUCUUCUUCUCCAAUGGUAAAGAGGUAGAGAAAUAUAGUGGAGGAAGAGAUCAUGAGAAUUUAAAAAACUUUGUGGAUAAAAUGUUGAAUAGGAAACCAGAGGAGAAGGAGCAGGAGUCAGAAGGGAAAAUACCAGAAGAGUUAACAGAUUCAACAUAUGAAGAAGUACAAUCCUCACCAUUAGCUUUCAUCAAAUUUUACGCACCCUGGUGUGGACAUUGUAGAAAGUUAGCACCAACUUGGAUUGAUCUUAGUAAAAAAUUCUCUGAAACAGAAGAAGUAGUUAUAGCUGAUUUAGAUUGUACACAAUAUGAGGAGAUUUGUAAAGAUAACAAGGUAAGAGGGUAUCCAACUUUACUUCUAUUCCGGCAUGGCAUAUUGGUAGAAGAAUACUCAAGGUCAAGGACAUUAGAAGAUAUGUAUGAUUUUGUACAUGAACAUAUUCAGGAAAGGGACGAAUUGUAA
Molecule: messenger RNA, 1137 nt
Organism: Lottia gigantea (owl limpet)
Lineage: Eukaryota; Metazoa; Mollusca; Gastropoda; Lottiidae
Exons: 9
Coding region: 1-1137 (378 amino acids)
Biological process (GO): protein folding
Cellular component (GO): endoplasmic reticulum
Molecular function (GO): protein disulfide isomerase activity
Source: RefSeq, a predicted model, not a curated record